Messenger RNA from Pseudogymnoascus verrucosus, 2567 nucleotides. RefSeq lists its product as uncharacterized. Gene Ontology annotation, biological process: DNA-templated transcription; regulation of DNA-templated transcription. NCBI's taxonomy places the organism in Eukaryota, Fungi, Ascomycota, Leotiomycetes, Thelebolales, Thelebolaceae. The record is from RefSeq and is a predicted model, not a curated record. Gene Ontology annotation, molecular function: zinc ion binding; DNA-binding transcription factor activity, RNA polymerase II-specific; DNA binding. The coding region runs from base 175 to 2529 and encodes 784 amino acids. The transcript is spliced from 7 exons.
CAUCUUUAGCAUUGACUCGCCACCGACAUUGUAACAACAAUGUCUCCACUUUAACCCACCCAACUUGCACUUUUAACAGUCCCUGCCCUCCACAGCGGACCACGUUGGACAAGCUUCCCUGAUCGCAUCAACUAGCAUCAACUGUGCAAGACUCCGAAGGAGAACGGGACGAGGAUGGACCCCGAACAACCACGCGCUUCUAUAUCUAGCAUGGGGGUAGGGGUUACGCGCGAUAUAGAAUCCCCACUCUCUACACGAAAGCGAGCUUCUAAGGCCUGUCUUGCUUGUCGCGCACGCAAAAUACGUUGCGAUGUAGCCUCGCACAGCACACCAUGUACGAAUUGUCGCAUAAGUCGCGGAGAGUGCAUUGUGCGUGGAAGGCCGGCUAAGUAUCGCACUUCGAAAGGAAACAAACAGAAUACAUCUACGGAUAUUCCACCAGUUCGAUCGCAGGUUCCCCCAUCAUCUCCACCAAGAAACCUAUCGGCAUCGGCUGGGUUGGAAUUACAACGGAACAGUUAUACUCUAAUUUCAGACGACGGGUUGGACCACAAUGCAUUAUGUCAAAGGCGCCAAUCAAGUAUAGGUGGGCAUAUUGGCCAAUAUGCGAAUUGGCGACAUCUUGACCAAGUCAACCCCCAGAGCCUCACCCCAGUGACAGAGAGACCGAUUGAAAAUAAUCCCGCAGAACGGGACAAAACCUCGCAUGAGAACCCAUGGACAGAACGUCAAAGAACUAACAAGAUAGCCUCUCUCAUUGGUUCCGACGAUGACAUCUCACAAGUGAACGCCAGUCAUACCAAUUCCCAUGCCGAUUUAGGAGCUGAUGUCUCAAGAAUUAGCGGGUCGCAAACACGAUUGAAUUCCAACCCGUCACACUCAGAGUACCACUUUAUAGAGUUCGACGACUUCUCGGAGCUAUCUGUUGAAGACAUCAGGUUUUUGAAGGCUCAGGGGUGCUUCCAAAUUCCAGCCAUGCCAGCCUUGGAUCGUUUUGUACAGCAGUAUUUUCUUCAUGUCCACCCGCUCCUUCCUAUGAUAGAUGAAGCUAAUUUCUGGAAUGUCUUUAAUAACAACUCUGAUGGCCAUGGCCAACCAUUCAAAAUAUCAAUUUUUACUUUCCAGGCGAUGCUGUUUUCAUGUUGCAGUUUUGUUCCUCUGGAUACUCUCCAUGACGUAGGGUUUCGGAAUGUACGGCACGCUCGGGCAACCUUGUAUCGGCGUGCAAAAGCCCUUUUUGAUUUUGACGGCAAGAGGGAUCUUAUAUCCACCUCUCAAGGCGCUCUACUUCUGUCCCAGGCGCCAGAUAACCACAAUCGAAGGAUCAAUACGUUUUGGCUAGGAGUAGCUAUUCAGUUUGCCAAAGAUGCAAACGCUCCUCAGUACGACUUGGAUCAGGCCAUCACAGAAAAGCAGAGAAAUGUAAAAAAGCGACUGUGGUGGUGCUGCAUCCUUCGUGACAGAAUACUCCCACUUGGGGUUCGUCGCCCGUUAUUUAUUACCAAUGCUCAUUUCGAUUUUGGCAACAGUCCAUUAACCGCCAAUGACCUCGACGAGGAAAUUAGUUAUUCAAAUGUGUACGAUUCCGAAACAAAGCGUUCGCUUGCUGAAUUGCUUGAGGUUCUUUGCAAUCUCGCGGUAUGCUUGACUGAUAUUAUCAUGAUAUUGUACCCCAUUAAUGGAAACCCAACAACUUCAUUGAAUGAAUUGGGACUCACACGUCUACGCGUCCACAUAGAACGGGGAAAAGCGGAUCUUUCUCAAUGGUUUGAUAAUGCCUCGGUGCAUUUUCCAACGCCAGCUGGCUUAGGAGACACGCAUGGGUCUGUGAUUCUACACACAAACGUCGUGUAUAUUUACUAUUAUUCUGCCAGGAUGGCACUUUGCCAUCAUGAGAUUCUGCUACUGGAGAUGGAUUCCAAGUCCGAUACUAGCUAUCCUAGGCAGCUUCACAAAACCAAAAGGGAGCUUCAAGAAGCGGUAACUUUCCUAGCGGAUAUCACAAAGGAGCUACUUCAACUUAAGCUAGUCAGAUAUCUACCUGUCUCUGUUGUUCCAGCUGCAUCACUACUACUGGUUUUACAUAUGCUCGAUGUCAAGCUAUCAUCAACCAAGUCGCAACGCUCUAUGAGGCAGCGCCGUCUACAGGUUUUUUUAGAGGUUAUGAAUGUAUUGCAGUCUAUAUAUGACAGCACAGAUCGAGUUUCUGACGCUAUUGAACAACUUAUCGCAUAUUUUGGACCCGAUGAUUUGUUGGAGAAUACUAGAGCCCCAACACUUGCUGGGAGUUGGGAGACGCAAUACUCCAGCCCAGCAACGUUCUCUUCAAACUCUGCCUCGGCUGAAACGUCUUCAUCUACGAUCAAUGAUUGGAGCGAUGUCCUGCUUCGGCGGCGAAGUUGCUAUCUUCGAAUAGUGAUGACACUCGACAUAACAUUUUCCAAGGGAGAAUUUCCAAAGGAAACCGACUUCCCCGACCCUCUCCAAACUAGCCAACUGGCAGCAUAUCUUCCGUUGUAUAGAGCGUGAUGUUACUACGGGAGAUAGAGUCUUGAGACAUAUCCGGU